Molecule: messenger RNA, 758 nt
Organism: Ornithodoros turicata
Lineage: Eukaryota; Metazoa; Arthropoda; Arachnida; Ixodida; Argasidae
Exons: 5
Coding region: 60-758 (232 amino acids)
Source: RefSeq, a predicted model, not a curated record
GUGCGCAAUCACAACGAACGGGCCAGAACAGAUUCGUCUCCAAUAUCAUCCUUCGCAGAAUGAAACUAGGGACUGUAGCUGCCAUAUUUGUCAUGGCAAUCCUGGGCAACGAUUGGAACAGGGGUACAUCGGCAUUUGGACCCGUUUCGAAGAGAGUUGACCCGAUACAAGAAAAUAAGAAGAUCUUGUUGAGGAACCAUCUACGAUUAUCCACCCGCAACAUACUUACCCUGAACAGUGCUCCUUAUGAAGAACGCCUACCACUGAGUCAUCAGAACAGGUUUUUUAUUGAAUUUGAUUUCAACAACUUCAAUGGAGAUUGUGCGGCCAGCGCUCACUACGGUCCCACGGUUAAACGGGGUUCACUGCUACAGCUAUGCGACAAUCUUCCUAAUCCGUCAAUCAAAAUCGACAGUGACACAUUGAUCUUGACCAAGCAAGAGCAUGAUUUAGUGAUUGAAUUGACGAGCCAUGAUGGAACCACGCUCUAUGCCAACGUUACAUACAAGCUUUAUCCAUAUGUCUUGGGACAAGAAAUGCUUUGCACAAAACCUGAAGAUUGUCCAUACACGGGCACGGAAUGCAAGAAUUCUAAAUGUCUUUGCAAGCCGGACUACGUAUGGCGUCCUAAGGUCAAUACCUGCUUCAAGAACUGCUCACAAACCAAUCUAUGCCCUGCAUCCGCUGACUGCUGGGUAGGAGUCUGCUCAUGCUACCCCGGUAAAAAGCCGGUGGCGGGACUGCCAGUCUUCCGGUAA